Scheffersomyces stipitis CBS 6054 is the source of this 4146-nucleotide messenger RNA. RefSeq names its product oligomycin resistance ATP-dependent permease. Bases 1 to 4146 code for a protein of 1381 amino acids. The record is from RefSeq and is a predicted model, not a curated record. Gene Ontology annotation, cellular component: plasma membrane. The transcript has 2 exons. Gene Ontology annotation, biological process: transmembrane transport. NCBI's taxonomy places the organism in Eukaryota, Fungi, Ascomycota, Pichiomycetes, Serinales, Debaryomycetaceae. Gene Ontology annotation, molecular function: ATP hydrolysis activity; ATP binding; ABC-type xenobiotic transporter activity.
AUGGAGAGCGAUCAGAACACUAUAGAAACCGAUGAGCUCAAACCUCAAAAGAGACUAUUUAGUUUCUUGCUCAAAAACAAAGUGGUUCCGGUUCCCGAGGAAUCAGAGCGUAAGAUCUAUCCUUUCCCCACUGCCAAUAUCUUCAGUAAGAUUUUCUUCUGGUGGUUGUUCCCGAUUUUGAAUGUCGGCUACAGAAGAACAUUGCAACCACAAGAUUUCUUUGUACUUCCUGAAGAAUAUAAAGUCGAUGCCUUUGUUGAGAAAUUUGAUGCAUGCUAUGAACGCGAACUUGAAUAUUCCCGGAAGAAACAUUUGCAACAGAAAUGCAAAGAAAGAGGUGAAACGUUGGAAACCUCAACUGUAGCUCCUGACAUUGAUCUUGAGGAUUAUGUCUUGUCCAAAUUCAGUUUAUUGUUCAUCAUAUGUGUGGCAUUCAAGAGGAAUUUACUCUUCUCGGCCUCAUUAUCUACAAUUACUGCAGCUAUAGUCUCUUGUACUCCUUUGAUUCUUAAAAAGUUAAUAGCGUAUUCGGAAAGCAAAUCAUUAGAUCCUUCCUUGAAUCCAGCAAAGGGUGUCGGGUACGCUUUUGGAGUAGUGAUCUUUCUGUUGGUUUCCGGCAUUACCAUGAACCAUUUCAAUUACCAAAGUUUGCUCAUGGCUGCGAAGGUCAAAUCUUCGUUGACUCAUGCUAUUACAAGAAAGUCUUUUAAGUUGAGCAACGCCUCGAAACACAAAUUCCCUGAUUCUAAGAUAACUUCUAUGGUUACAACAGAUCUUUCUAGAAUCGAACUUGCUUGUGCAUAUACUCCAUUUUUACUUUCUCUUCCUCUUGGAAUUGUAAUCAUUAUCACUAUUUUAGUCCUUAACAUUGGUGUUGCUGCUGUUGUUGGUGUUGUUGUCUUGCUUAUAUUUUUGGCAGCAGUUUCGUAUUCGACUUCCCAGUUGUACCGAUUCAGAACUGUUGUCAGCAAACUAACUGAUAUUAGAGUUGGUUUGGUUAAGGAACUUAUCACCAACUUGAAAAUCAUCAAGUUCUACUCAUGGGAAAUUCCAUAUUUAUCAAAUAUUGUCAAGAGUAGAUCCAAUGAAAUCCAAUACAUUUUGAAGAUUCAAAAAUUGAGAAACAUUAUUUAUGCUGUUGCCAUGUCUUUAACUGGUAUCACUGCCAUGAUUGCCUUCUUGGUAAUGUAUGGAAUUGAGGGAGCAACAAGAAACGCUAGUUCUAUUUUCUCGUCUGUUUCUUCGUUUGAAAUUUUAUCCUGGUGUAUGAAUUUCAUUCCAGCUUCUAUUUCUGUUACUGCUGACAUGCUUAUGGCGUUGAAGAGAAUUGGUUUAUUUUUGUCUGCUGAGGAAAUCCAGCCAAAAGACAACUACAUCACCAGAUGUGAAGCAAAGAACCCUUACGCUAUUCAAGUUACUGAUGCUGAUUUCAUGUGGGAGAGUUUUGAAGAUGAGGAUGAGCAGGAUAAUAAUAAAGAAGGUCAAGCAUCUUCUCCCGAUAUUGAAAUGGAAUCACUUGACGAUUCGAACAAACCGCUGACUUUCCAAGGUUUGAAGAAUAUUAAUCUUAGUAUCGCAAAAGGAGAAUUUGUUGUUAUCACUGGUUCAAUUGGUACUGGUAAGUCGUCUUUGUUAAGCGCAAUCGCCGGAAUCAUGAAUUGUGAAAGUGGCCUAGUCGAAAUCAAUGGAUCCUUGAUGCUUUGUGGUGCCCCAUGGGUUCAAAAUGCCACCAUCAAAGAAAAUAUCACAUUUGGUGCUGUAUACGAUCGUGAAUUAUAUGAUGAAGUUGUUUACGCCUGUUCUUUGCAACAGGAUUUGGAAAACUUGCCUGCUGGUGAUUUCACAGAGGUUGGAGAACGAGGCGUUACUUUAUCGGGGGGCCAAAAGGCUAGAAUCAAUUUGGCCAGAGCCGUCUACGCCAACAAGGAUAUUAUUCUAAUGGACGAUGUUUUGUCUGCUGUUGAUGCCAGAGUUGGAAAGCAUAUGGUGGAACAAUGCUUCUUGGGAAUUCUUAAAUCUAAAACAAGAUUGUUGGCUACUCAUCAAUUAUCUUUGAUUGGUUCUGCUGAUAGAAUUAUUUUCAUGAACGGUGAUGGUACUAUUGAAGUUGGUACUAUGGAACUGCUCUUGCGUACCAAUGAUGAUUUCAGGAAGUUGACAGCAUUCAGUGAGGCUGAAGAAACCAAGGUUGAAAAGUCUCCAAGCAAGAACGUGGAAGAGUUCGAUAUUGGUGAAGAAUUAAUUCCAAACUAUAAGAAGAUGACUGAUAAAAUCGAAGAUAUUGCGGAGAAUAAGGAUGCUUCCAAGGGUAAAUUAAUUGUUAAUGAAGAAAGAGCGGUCAACCGAUUAAAGGGAGAAAUUUAUUUGAAUUAUUUGAAAUUUGGAUCUGGAAGAGUAACUCCGUGGGGAUUUCUUUUGGUUUUUGGAACAUUGUUAAGUUUAUCCACAUUCUGUGAUAUUUUCAGUAACACCUGGUUGUCAUUCUGGAUCUCAAGAAAAUUUGAUAAGUCCGACGGGUUUUAUAUUGCCUUUUAUGUGUUAUUCAAUAUUCUUUGGGUGAUAUUAUUAACCACGCAAUUUAUUCUGUUGAUUACCAUGACUACGAAUUCUUCAAAAAAUUUGAACAUGAUGGCAGUGAAAAAGAUUAUGCAUGUUCCUAUGUCUUUCUUGGAUACAACACCAAUGGGAAGAAUUUUAAACAGGUUUACCAAGGAUACUGACGCUUUGGAUAACGAAAUCAGCGAGAAUUUGAGAUUAUUUACUGUAUCUUUUGCCAAACUUAUUGGAAUGGUUAUUCUCUUCUUGGUCUAUUUGCCAUGGAUUGCUCUUGCCUUGCCAGUAAUCGGCAUACUUUUCUUACUUGUCUGCAACUAUUACCAAGCCUCUUGUAGGGAAGUAAAGAGAUUGGAGGCGGUUCAGCGUUCUUUUGUGUUUGAUAAUUUAAGCGAGUCCUUGUCUGGUAUGACAACUAUCAAGACGCUCAAAUCGGAAGAAAGGUUUAUUAACAGAGGUAACCAGAGACUCAACACUCUUAAUGAAGCUAGUUUCUUGUUGAAUGCUCAUUUGAGGUGGUUGGCUAUCCAACUUGACCUGGUUACGCUUGUUUUGGUUUUGGCCAUUGCACUUCUAUGCGUAAAUGGUGUAUUCAAAUUAAGUCCUGCUACCGUCGGAUUACUUUUAACCUAUUCCCUUCAAGCAACUGGAGAAAUGUCGAAUUUCUUCAGAUUAUUUACACAAGUGGAAAAUGAAUUCAAUUCGGCAGAGAGAAUUUGUCACUAUGCAUUAAAAUUACCACAAGAAGCAGCCUAUGAACACGAAAACAAUGCUCCACAUAGGGAAUGGCCCCAAAAUGGAGAAAUCGAAUUUGAAAAUGUUUCCAUGGCUUACAGACCAGGGUUGCCCAUGGUUAUAAGAGAUUUGAGCUUCAAGGUAAAGUCAAGCGAGAAAAUUGGUAUUUGUGGUAGAACUGGUGCUGGUAAAUCGUCGAUUAUCACAGCCUUGUAUCGUUUGAGCGAACUUGAUCAAGGCCGUAUAAUUAUUGACGGUGUCGACAUUGCCAACAUUGGCUUGAGAGAUUUGCGUUCAAAGCUUUCAAUUAUUCCACAGGAUCCAGUUUUAUUCAAUGGCACUGUCAGAAAAAAUUUGGAUCCAUUUGAUGAACAUGACGAUGCAUACUUGUGGAAGACAUUGAAAAGAGCUGGUAUAUUUAGUGACGAAGAAAUAGCCCAAGCGGCAGAAUAUAACAAGGAAGAGAAUUCGGGAGCGGAAUUGUCCAAAUUUCACUUAUAUCAGAAUGUGGAGGACGACGGCGCAAAUUUCUCUUUGGGUGAGAGACAAUUACUCGCGUUUGCUAGAGCACUUGUUAGAGAUACUAAGAUUCUAAUUUUAGACGAAGCCACAUCAUCCGUGGAUUACGAGACGGAUAGCAAGAUCCAGAGCAUAAUCGCCAAGGAGUUUGCUGACUGUACGAUUUUGUGUAUUGCCCAUAGGUUGAAGACAAUUCUCAGCUACGAUAGAAUCCUUACCUUGGAUAAAGGCGAAAUUAAGGAAUUUGGUACGCCCGUGGAACUUUUUAACUCCGACGGAGGUAUAUUCAGGCAGAUGUGCGACAAGUCAAACAUCGGCAUUUCCGAUUUCGUCCUUUAG